AUGUCAUCCUCUAGAAAAUAUUUCAAAAGGAUCCCAAUAUAUAUAGUAGAUGGUCAUGAUGAGGUUCUACCAUUUAUAUAUCGGUGUUUGGGAUCGAAACAUCUUCCGUUCGAAGGAAAUACGUUCGUGCAUUUAGAUUCGCAUCCCGAUAUGCUUAUACCGAAGACAAUGUUGGCGAACACCGUAUGGGAUAAAAAUCAAUUGUUUAGUGAAAUUAGCAUCGAAAACUGGAUAUUACCUGCUGCGUACGCCGGUCACUUUAAGCACUUGAUCUGGGUCAAACCACCGUGGGCAAAUCAGAUGGUCGAUGGCGUGACAACCUUCUCCAUCGGCAAGCAUAAGGACAACGGAUCAAUAAGGCUCACGUGCCCCGAGCCCUAUUUCGUCAGCGAGGGCCUGUACGCUGCUCUCGAGGAGCUGGAGAACACGCGCGAAGUUACCCUACACGUGAUGACCAUUGGCAGCUUCAUCGAGGAUCCGUCCAAGAGAGACGAUUUCACCGCAGUCAGCGCAGCUUUGCGCCAUUAUCUGCCAGAACGAGAUACACCGUACAUUCUCGACGUGGAUCUGGACUUCUUCAGCACCAAGAAUCCCUUCAAAACGCUCCACGACCGCGUGAAUCUCUACGACAAACUGGCGCCUCUCUACGCUUUUCAUCGACCCGACUCGACAGAUCCUGAGGUGAGUCCAAAGAAACAGACGAUAUACGAUAAAAAUCAUUAUUCGACAAUCUUGUUGAAAAGACACGAUACUUAUCGCAAUAAUUGCAUGCAAGCAUCUACUAGUAACUGGGACUAA
Molecule: messenger RNA, 798 nt
Organism: Eufriesea mexicana
Lineage: Eukaryota; Metazoa; Arthropoda; Insecta; Hymenoptera; Apidae
Gene: MESR6
Product: misexpression suppressor of ras 6
Exons: 5
Coding region: 1-798 (265 amino acids)
Source: RefSeq, a predicted model, not a curated record